Molecule: messenger RNA, 1323 nt
Organism: Tigriopus californicus
Lineage: Eukaryota; Metazoa; Arthropoda; Copepoda; Harpacticoida; Harpacticidae
Exons: 3
Coding region: 1-1113 (370 amino acids)
Source: RefSeq, a predicted model, not a curated record
AUGAGAGGUGAUUUCCACAAUUGGUAUUGGCGACAUUGUAGUAACGCACCAACGAUAUCAGUUAGUGAUGCGUCCCGAUUUGUAUAUCAGUUACCAUUUUUUUUGGUCGGACCCAAGUCCAAGCCGUAUAAGCCGUACUUGAAUAUGACCAAACCGUACACAGUGUUCACUUGGACUAUUUUUCUCAUCUCUCUGGCCUGCUAUUUGGUCACCAUCGUCUUCGUUCAAACAUUCAUGAUAGUCAAAGAACACCGAGAUCCUGAUAUUACUAAAUGGAUCAUUUCUUACAUCGGGAUCCUGAGUUUUCAAGCCGCUCCACCCAGUGUGGCCACGCCCAAGUCACCAACUUUAGCCUUGUUAUUUCAAGUGUGGUUGGUGGCCAGCUUCUUAUUAGUGGCGGGUUAUGAAUGCAAUCUGAGGGCAAAUAUCAUAGUGAAGGAGUAUGAAGCUCCAAUUGAAACCGAUGUGGACAUCUUGAACCGUGGUGUGCAGCUCCACGUGUCUAAGGGAAGUAUUUUUGCUCCGCUCUUUCGUCACUCCCCAAAUGCCAUUCGAAGGACCUUAGGCCAGCAAAUGGAUGAGAAUGAAAAUUACUAUCCGCUUAAUGGAGGGCUUAUUCCCGAAGCUUACGAAAAAUGCAUCAAGGACAACGGUGAUGUAUUUCUUGGGAAUGAUAUGAUGACCAGGGCCAUGUUUCCAACCUUCGAAGAGCGACAUGGCGAGCAGCCCUACCGAAUUGGACGUGUCAAUUUCGAGCCCGACACCUACUCUUCUUUUGUCAUUACCAAAGGCCAGAGAAGGCUUCGGAAAGAAGUCGAUUCCGUCAUUCGUGGCUUGACAGAGGGUGGGAUAAUCCAUCAGCUGAUAAAGAGCUACAUCAAACCCCAGCAUCUGGUCCGAAAUGAUGUUCAAGACGAAGUCUUGAAACCUUUUACUAUGGAACAGGUUUUCGGGGCCUUUGUUGUGUUCCUUUGUGGUCAAACUCUGGCUUCGUUUGUAUUGCUCUUGGAAAUGGUCGCGUUUCCCAAGGCCAAGUCUGCCAGUCCACAGUUUGGCUCUUCCAUUAUUCAGGUUCAGUCGGUUCAUGAUCAAGCCUAUUACAAGUGGAAAUGAAUAACAAUUUAUGGAGUAAUAAACAAUUGCGAUGGAUGACACGGCAACUUCAUCGACCAGAGUCAUUAACAUAUUGACUUUGUCAGUAACAAUUUUGCCACGAUUCAGAAUUCCCGUACAAAUUGAAGAUAAGAAUGGUCAAAGGUUGGUGAUAAUGAAUAGAUCGAGGCCAUGAACGAUAGAAACGUUGAAGUUGACUGAAGAAAGUCC